UGCUAUUGGCCGGCGCUGGUCACGUGAUCAAAACAGUGUCAUGGCGGCGUCCACAGCGGUCCGGGCGGCCGUGAGCUUCACUCAGCGGUUCGUCCGAGUUUCACCGGACUGCAGCGUUUGUCCGCUCUACCGACUGAACGUGUGUGCGGGAGCCGCGGUCGGACGCGUGGUCGACGGGUUUUCAGCUCCUAACAGACGCCUGGGGACCAGCAUCGGUGUGUGUCAGAGUGCAGACAGCAGCUCACCGGAGGAGGACGAGCGAGUUGUGAAUGUGGUGUACAUCGAUCGCUCCGGUCAGAGGAUUCCCGUCCAGGCCAGGGUCGGGGAUAACGCUCUUUACCUGGCGCACAAGCACGGCAUUGAGCUGGAGGGCGCCUGUGAAGCGUCUCUGGCCUGCUCCACCUGUCACGUGUACGUCAGCAGCGAACACUUCGAGAAGCUUCCAGAACCUGAAGAAAGGGAGGACGAUAUGCUGGACAUGGCGCCGAUGCUGCAGGAGAACUCGCGUCUGGGCUGCCAGAUCGUCCUGACCCCGGAGCUGGACGGCAUGGAGCUGACGCUGCCCAAGGUCACCAGGAACUUCUACGUGGACGGCCACGUGCCCAAACCUCACUGAGAAUGAAGGAAGGCUUCACGUGAGACACAGCUCACAAAGCACUGUGGGAUACGAAACUAAACGUCUCUUCCUCAGUGAGCGGGUUAUAGGCUCUGAGCUUCUCUCCCGCUGAACUCUCGAGCUCCAGCUGAAUUUGGUCCACAGGUGUUUCCACAUGAAGGACUCCGGCGAGGCGCUUCAUUAUCCUUCAUAUAACCACAACAUUAGAUAUCUUGGUUUAAAGGGUUAGUUCACCCAAAAAUGAAAGUUCUGUCAGUAAUCACUCGUCCUCACGUCGUUCCAAACCCGUAAGACCUCCGUUCAUCACAUUACGGUUGAGCCACUGACGUGUAUUUUAACGAUGUCUGGCUCUUGAACGUUUCAGUUCUGUUGCAGUCUAUGCAGGGUCAGAAAGCUCUGGGAUUUCAUCAGAAAUAUCUUCAUUUGUGUUCUGAAGAUGAACGGAGGUCUUACGGGUUUGGAACGACGUGAGGGCGAGUGAUUAAUGACAGAACUUUAAUUUUUGGGGGUAACUAACCCUUUAAUUUUCCAGAUUUAAGAAUUUGCUUUUCUUUGUAUUAAUAAAAUCAAGCCUCUUUUAGAGCCAUUGAGGUUUUCUGCAUCAUUGUUUUUAUGAGUACUACAUUACUGUAGUACAAUAUGUUAUCGAUGUGCAACAUAUACUACUGUGAUGCAUAAACAGGCUUGGUUUUCUUCAUACACUUCUUAUUUCUUUGUUGUUUUUGUGGUGAAGUAUGAGCUGGACACAAUCUCCACACGUUUUACCCAAAAUAGAAACAUUCCACUUCACAAAUAAUUUCAGGCUUUUAGAAAUGUGAACAUGUUCAGACUCUAGUUCUGGACACGGCAGAAAGAGUCCCGCUGCACAUCUGCUCUGAUGUAUGAUGGGUCUGUUCUUCCACCUGUCCCUGAUCCAGCAGAUGUAGCUUCUCUGGAGUCUGUGUUUUACACUGAGAGACAGUCAGCAGCUGCUGUUCUGCACACCAACCUGUUAAACGCACAUUUAUCCGCUCUCUUCUCCAGUUAUUCAAAAAUAUGUAGAAACCACAGAUCUGCUGAAGGUUUAUACAGUAUUAAAAAUGUCAUGUUUGAUUCUGAUGUAUAAAAUAAACAAUCACGUGUCAUAA
This is a messenger RNA of Cyprinus carpio (common carp), 1743 nucleotides long. RefSeq names its product ferredoxin 2 (gene fdx2). Lineage: Eukaryota; Metazoa; Chordata; Actinopteri; Cypriniformes; Cyprinidae. Gene Ontology annotation, molecular function: 2 iron, 2 sulfur cluster binding. The record is from RefSeq and is a predicted model, not a curated record. Gene Ontology annotation, cellular component: mitochondrion. Gene Ontology annotation, biological process: P450-containing electron transport chain; positive regulation of oxidoreductase activity.